Molecule: messenger RNA, 1383 nt
Organism: Westerdykella ornata
Lineage: Eukaryota; Fungi; Ascomycota; Dothideomycetes; Pleosporales; Sporormiaceae
Exons: 4
Coding region: 1-1383 (460 amino acids)
Source: RefSeq, a predicted model, not a curated record
AUGAAGCUUCUGUUCAGCCUUCUUUUCCUUCUACUUUCCUACAUUCCUUUCGGUUUCACGGAGACGACAGACUUAGAGUCGGCGCUCACGCUACUUCCCGCUUGCGCGCUUCCAUGUGCUGCUGCUGCACUCAAAGAGUCGCCGUGUCCGCCGAACGAUCGAGCAUGCGUCUGUGCCAACCUCCUGGCAAACUCUCGCCAUGGCGUCGAAACGUGCAUACUUCAGCGAUGCACGAUGAAGGAAGGACUGACGACUAAGAAUCUCACUAUGACGAUGUGCAACGCUCCUAUACGAGACAGAGGCCCUGUCUUUCGGACAGUCAACGCCACGCUUGGGGUUCUAUCAGCCGUCUGCGUAGUCCUUCGGAUCGGUUACAAGCUCUUUUUGACUGUUUACCCUCUUUCCUGGGACGAUUACUUCAUCGUGUUGGCCUUGAUAAGCGGUGUCCCUGGAACUAUCAUCAAUGACCGCGGUGUACUGAAAAAUGGACUGGGGAGAGACAUCUGGACCCUGGAGUUUCAGCAAAUCACGGACUUCAUCAAGUGGUUCUACGCUUUGGAGGUCGACUAUUUCGUUAACAUCGUCAUGCUGAAAGCAUCCUUGCUUUUCUUCUACUAUCAUAUCUUCCCAGGAGCUCGAGUUAGAAGACUCACCAUUGUGACGAUGGUCGUCAACGCCAUGUACGGGAUCGCUUUCGUUGUCACCGCUAUCUUCCAGUGUUCGCCGAUAAGUUAUUACUGGCAUCGCUGGGACGGUGAGCAUGAGGGCACCUGCAUCAACAUCAACGCGCUUGCCUGGGCGAAUGCCGCCGUCAGUAUCGCACUAGACUUCUGGAUGUUGGCAAUCCCACUGUUUCAAGUUGCUCACCUUCAACUGGCUUGGAAGAAAAAGGUUGGGGUGGCCAUGAUGUUCUGCGUCGGAACUUUCGUCACAAUCGUGUCCAUUCUGCGACUGCAAUAUCUCGUACACUUUGCGAAUUCGACAAACCCUACAUGGGAUCAAUUCGACGUCUGCAGCUGGUCAACCAUUGAAAUCAACGUCGGCAUCAUGUGCGCCUGCAUGCCUGCCAUUCGCGCUAUCCUCGUACGGUUAUUCCCAAAGGUACUGGGCAAUACACACAAAUCAUCCAACCAAUAUCUCUCGAAAUACGGGAGCGGUAACGCUCUAGGGAAUUCAAAAGGAGGAGGACUAAGCCAAGGGGGAGGAGGAGUAGGUGCGGACAGGAGCAUCAUCACUUACACCAAGACAUUUGAAGUUCAGCGCCACCAGUCGAAAGAUGGGGAUAACGACAACGACGAGGUGGGAUUGGUGUUGAUGGAUGAUCUGGGAACAAGGAAAGAGGGUCAGGUUAAGAGUGGGAAUUCAAGUGAAGUAAGUGUAUAG